ACGUGAGCACGGUCUCCGUGGUGCCGCGGGGGCACCGUCGCAGCCUGGUGCCCACCCCUGUCCCUGUGACUGGGGCAGGGCUCCCUGAGGUCAGCAGGAAGCCCUCAAACUGUGGGCCUGGGUUUGGUCUGGGCAGCAGGGGGCAGCAGAGCCCCUGGUCCUGUAGCUGGAGUGGCCUGGCAUGUGAGUCACCUCUGAGGAUGGAUGAGCUGCCUGGGCCAAGGGCUGUGUCCUGUGGGGCCGAGCCUUGUCCAGCCCUCCUGGGGGCGACCUGCCGUGAAUACCUUGGUGCUGCUGUGGGCCCUUCCCAGCCAAGCUGCCUCUUUCCGCUGAAUUCCACGUGUGCCAUUUUCAAGAUUGAGUUCUGACCAUCCGCUCCAGGAGGCCCCUGGGCAGAUGAGGGUUGAUGAGGGUGCCCAAGGACAGGGGUGCCCUGUGGAGGGGAUGCCCGGAGCUGAGGGGUGGCUGCAAGCCACAAACUGCUUCCUCUCCUCAGCUGCCGUGUGUGCAGGCAUGACUUGUGAGUAAGCAGGCUUAUCUGCUGACCGAAUUGCUGCAGUCCCAGCUUGUGCAACUCGGGAGCUGAGCACAGAUGCCCAUCUGACCCCAAGUCCCAAAGCCCCGGGCCCCUGUCCUAGGCUUGGGCAGCGGGGUUUUCUGAGGCACCUCCAGGUUGCACGCGGUGACGGUGGGAGGGAGCGGACUGUGGGCAUGGGGUGGAGGGUGGGGGUCCUGGCCACCAGUGUGGCGUCCUUGGUGAGCCGAGUGUCCUGGUCUGGGCAGCUCACCGUGGGUGUUUUUGCCCAAAUAGGGGCUUGCUGCUUCGGCACUUCUGCUUUCAGGUGGCAUAUGUGGCACCAGAGAAGAGAAGUGCAGUUGCCAGGAGGGUUUGCGUGGUUUCGUAACACGCAGUUGGGUGUGAGCUCAGGGACAGGAGCUGCCUGCGCCGUCACUGUGGCCUUGGGGCUUGUCACCUGCGCCCGAGAUGCCCCAAAGUGUGUGUGGCCCUUCCCGCCUUGUCUUGCUUUUCUGCCAUUCACUUUGGGGGAGAUGGUGGGCCGUUGCCUGCCUGGUCUGGAGCCCUGUGGGCCCCACGCCCUUUCACCUGCAGCCUGGACAUGGCCCAGGGAGCACAUCCAGCAGCGAGGCUUGGGCCCCACCAGCCAGUCCAGCUGCAGGAGGCCUGAAUCCCAGGUACCAGGCCAGAGUGGCCCGGGUCAGCGUGUCCACCUACCCCUGCGUUAAUUCGGUCCGUGCUUAUCAAGUUUUGCUGGACCCUGGAUAAGGGACAACACUAUCCAAGAGCCGCGGGGGACCAGAAAUACACCUGGGAGGCGGGGCGGGGCUGGCCCCCAGGUGCCCAGGCCCCGCCCCUCCCAGCGUCCCUGGAGCCGAUUGGCGGCGGGCGGGGGGCUGGCCGCCAGGGCGGGGCGCGCGGGAGUGAGUCCCUGAGCCAGUACUGCGCCGCUGGGCGCGGAACUUCCUCCUCGCGCUCACCGUGAACGACCCCAGACCUCCAGAUCCCUGGCCUGGACCCUGGAACCUCGGGCCCUGAGCCUGCCAGGCCCCGACCCUCAGGCCACCUCCUCCCUCGUCCACCCCGUGCCAUGCGCGGCCUCGAGCUCCCGCUGCUGGCUUCGCUGUGGCUGCAGGUGGUCGCCCCCAGGGCUGCCCUGCCCCACCUGGAGCAGUACGAGGUGGUGUGGCCCCGGCGCCUGCCAGGACCCCGCGCCCGCCGAGCCCUGCCCUCCCCCUCGGGCCAGUACCCAGAGAGCGUGAGCUAUGUCCUGGAGGCCAGAGGGCACGCCUUCACUGUGCACCUUCGGAAGAACAGGGACCUCGUGGGCUCAGGCUACACAGAGACCUACACAGCCACCAAUGGCUCCCAGGUGACAGAGCAGCUGCAGAGGCAGGACGACUGCUUCUACCAGGGCCACGUGGAGGGGCACCAGCGCUCCGCCGUCAGCCUUAGCACCUGCUCGGGCCUCAGGGGCUUCUUCCGGGCCGGCUCUGCUGUCCACCUGAUCGAGCCCCUGGAGGGCGGCGGAGAGGAAGGACGGCACGCGCUGUACCAGGCUGAGCACCUGCAGCAGAAGGCCAGAACCUGCGGGGUCAACGACAGCAGCCUGGAGAGCAUCCUGGGCCCUCGGAUCUCGGCCGCCCUCAGGCCCCGGAACUGGCCACUACCCCGAGAGACCCGCUACGUGGAGCUGUUCGUGGUCACGGACAGCACAGAGUUCCGGCAGCUGGGGAGCAGAGAGGCCGUGCGCAGGCGGGUGCUGGAGGUGGUGAACCACGUGGACAAGCUUUAUCAGGAGCUCAACUUCCGUGUGGUGCUUGUGGGCCUGGAGAUCUGGAACAGUGGGGACAAAAUCGCCAUCAGCUCUGACCCCGACACCACCCUGAACAACUUCCUGGCCUGGCGGGCUCGAGACCUCGCCUCGCGACACCUGCAUGACAACGCGCAGCUCAUCACCGGGGUUGACUUCACCGGGACCACCGUGGGGCUGGCCAAGGUGUCCGCCAUGUGCUCCCGGGACUCAGGGGCUGUGAACCAGGACCACAGCCACAACCCCAUCGGCGUGGCAAGCACCAUGGCGCACGAGAUGGGCCACAACCUGGGCAUGGACCAUGAUGAGAACGUCCAGGGCUGCUUCUGCCCAGUGCCACAGGGUGGCGGCGGCUGUGUCAUGGCAGCCAGCCUUGGCUCUGCGUUCCCCAGAAUGUUCAGCCAGUGCAGCCGGACCGACCUGGAGACGUUCUUGGAGAAGCCGCGGACGGCCUGCCUGGCAGACGCCCCAGACCCUGACCGGCUGGUGGGCGGCCCCGUAUGUGGGAACCGCUUCGUGGAGCGCGGGGAGCAGUGUGACUGCGGCCCGCCCGAGGACUGUCAGAACCGCUGCUGCAACGCCAGCACCUGCCUGCUGGCCGAGGGGGCCGAGUGUGCCCACGGCGCCUGCUGCCACGAGUGCAGGGUGCAGCUGGCCGGGAAGCCAUGCCGUCCCCCAAAGGACGAGUGCGACCUUGGGGAGUUCUGCGAUGGCCAGCAGGCCCUGUGUCCAGAGGACGCCUUCCAGGAGAAUGGCACCCCCUGCCGGGGGGGCUACUGCUACAACGGGGACUGCCCCACACUGGCCCAGAGGUGCCAGGACUUGUGGGGGCCAGGUGCUCGAGUGGCCGUGGAGGCGUGCUACGCCAACAGCAUCUCCGCAGGCUGUGUAGGCGGGGUCUCCAGAGGCAGGACCCACAGAUGUGGCACUCUGUUCUGCGAGGGGGGACAGAAGCCCCUCGAGCGGAGUUCCUGCACCCUCACCUCCCACUCGGGCACCUGCCAGGCUCUUAACCAGGACGACAGCGCCGAGUAUGAGCCAGUGCCUGAAGGCACCCGGUGUGGCUCAGAGCAGGUUUGCUGGAAAGGACUCUGCCAGGACCUCCACGUUUACAGAUCCAGAAACUGCUCUGCCCGGUGCAACAACCAUGGGGUGUGCAACCACAAGGACCAAUGCCACUGCCACCCUGGCUGGGCCCCGCCCCACUGUGCAGAGCUGCUGUCCACCGCGCACCCAGCGUCCGGGAGCCUCCAGAUAGGCUUGGUGGUACCACUGGUGCUCCUGGGGGCUCUGGUGCUCGCCGUGGCAGCUGUGGGCAUCUACCGCAGGACCCGGAGCCCCGUCCAAGGGCGGAAUGUGGGGCCUAAGACGGCCGUGGGGCUCUCCAACCCCCUGUUCCCUGGGGGCCACGGCACACCAGGGGCCAGCAAGGCUCCGGCUCCCAGUGUGUGCCCCCCGGAGCUGGUCCCUGCUUCCGACCCCAGCCAGCAUCCCAAGCCCACAGCUUCUCCGCUGACACCUAAGCGGCCACCCCCUGCUCCUCCAGCUGCCAUGUCCAGCCCACUGUUCCCAGUUCCUGUGUACGCCCCGCAGGCCCCAGGCCAGCUCAGACCUGCUCCUCCCGCCAAGCCUCUCCCGGUGCUGAAGCCCAAGCAGGUUGUCAAGCCAAACUGUGCUCCGCCAAUGCCUCCCGUCAAGCCUGGGGCUGGAGGGGCCCAACCUGGUCCCCCUCAGGGAGCUGCUGGGCCAAAGGUCGCUCUGAAACCCCCUGUCCAGAGGAGGUGAUGCACCCGCCAGAGCUCAAAGCACUCUGGGGGGGGCGCCUUGCACCUGUCCGCCUGUGGUUUGUGUGACCUCACCACCCGCAGCAGCAGAUGCAGCUCCUCCCCCGGGGGCUGGAUUCACUGUGAAAAGUCCUAAAAGAAGAGCCAGCUCCUCAUGAUCAAGGCCCCUCUCCGGCAUCCCAGGAUCCCAGCCCAGGACUUCGCGUUAGGCCCUUGGCUGCUGUCCGGACCUCAGGAAUGGGUCCUCUCAAGGCCCUCACUGUCGUGGGGCCAGGCCAGUCCCUCACACACGGGUGCCUCCAGAGCCACGGGUGUCUUGUCUGGGUCUCUGUAAACCUCAGGUGCAUAUUCAGCAGGGCUGAAAAAUUUAAUGCAAUGUUUGUAUUUCACGAUUAAGUUAUUGAUCAAGUUCUAAAUUUUUGCAAGAUCCGUGGAAAAUGGUGCAACAAUGUGAAUUUAUAAGAUUUAAAGGUCCAACGCUUGGUAAAAUAAAACGUCUACUGUGAACGGGUAGUGCCAACCUU
Messenger RNA from Sus scrofa (pig), 4638 nucleotides. RefSeq names its product ADAM metallopeptidase domain 8 (gene ADAM8). The record is from RefSeq and is a predicted model, not a curated record. Lineage: Eukaryota; Metazoa; Chordata; Mammalia; Artiodactyla; Suidae. Gene Ontology annotation, biological process: positive regulation of cellular extravasation; positive regulation of membrane protein ectodomain proteolysis; inflammatory response. Gene Ontology annotation, molecular function: cell adhesion molecule binding; metalloendopeptidase activity.